Molecule: messenger RNA, 742 nt
Organism: Hyaena hyaena (striped hyena)
Lineage: Eukaryota; Metazoa; Chordata; Mammalia; Carnivora; Hyaenidae
Gene: GON7
Product: GON7 subunit of KEOPS complex
Exons: 2
Coding region: 74-376 (100 amino acids)
Cellular component (GO): EKC/KEOPS complex
Source: RefSeq, a predicted model, not a curated record
UGCGCCCACCGCGAUUGACUUCCGCUUCCGGGUGGCGCUAGCAGUCGCUCGCCAGCGAAGCUCUGCCGUCGCCAUGGAGUUGUUGGGCGAGUAUGUCGGGCUGGAUGGGCAGCGGCAGCAGCUGCGGGUGCCCUGUGAAGUGCCGGCCGACGCCGAUCCUUAUGAGGCCCUGUUGUCUGGCGUGGCCCAGAUGAGAGAGCUGGUGGCAGAGCUCUUCGGCCCCCUGGUAGAGCAGGAAGCGCAAGACCGGGUGGCGGCGGCUCCAGAAGAGGCCUUGGACGGUGAUGAUGAAGAUGAUGCAGAAGAAGAAAAUAACAUUGAUAACAGAACUAACUUAGAUGGACCAUCUGCGAAACGGCCCAAACCACCAACUUAGAUGGACCAUCUGCGAAACGGCCCAAACCACCAUCUUAACAAUAGCUUUUAUGAAAUUUAAAAGACUGCUACUGUAUCCGAAUUAUCACCCGCUGACAUUUAGGAAAAGACUGGUGCUCUAAUUUGGAAAAGCAUUUGUUUUAUUCCCCUAGGACAGUUUUGUCAAAAAAAUGCAUCUUGUGUUUAUACCAAAGAAAGAUAAAAUAAAUGUUUAGAAAUGAAUCUGUUUUCUUGAGUGAGAAAUAAAUGUCAUACUAUGGAAAUAACUAGAACACUAACUGAUACAUAAAAUCCUCUAAGUUGGCAACUGAAUUUUUAUUGUUAUCUACUUAUUUAAUAACCAUUGAAUUAAACUGUGUGAUGUCUA